ACAGCUGGCCAGCAGUGGGUAGAAGAAAUGGUUUCGUGUAUCAUAUCCCGAGUCGUUAUUCUGGUGUUUGGCACACUUUAUCCAGCAUAUUACUCCUACAAAGCAGUCAGGACCAAAAACACGAAAGAAUAUGUGCGGUGGAUGAUGUAUUGGAUUGUGUUUGCUCUUUACACUGCAGUGGAGACCAUCACAGACCUCUCCCUGCCAUGGUUUCCGUUGUACUACGUGCUGAAAAUGGUCGUGGUGAUCUGGCUGGUGUCGCCCUACACGAGAGGAGCCAGCGUGGUCUUCAAAAGGUUCCUGCACCCGCUGCUGGCCUCAAAGGAAAGGGAGAUUGAUGAUUACAUCGUUCAAGCCAAAGACAAGAGUUAUGAGACCAUGCUGAGUUUCGGCAAGCAGAGCCUCAGCAUCGCUGCUACUGUCGCCGUCACCGCUGCCGUUAAGGGACAGGGUGCCAUCAGCGAGCGUCUGCGGAGCUUCAGCAUUCCCGAUCUCACCCAGGAUCUCAGCCAAUCAGGAUUCAUCAAACCAACACAACGAGCAAUUCAGAAUCCGAACCUCAAACCCGAGAGCUCUGAGCUCUGUGAUGAAGAGGAAGUGGACGGUACGUUUUCCGAGGAAGACUCACCCUUGACGAGGGGUCUGCGGAGAACCCAGAGUGUGAAGAUCACACGUUCCAAAGUCUUACGUAAAGAGCAGCCUCGUUGUGGCUCCCUGAAGACUAAAUCCAGACGGAGGCCGAUGAUCACCGCCCAGACUUUUGAGCAGCCCUAAACACGUCAAACACACCAGAGACCAGCUUGAAUCAUCAUGUAACACACACUACCAAAACGUCUGAACACACCUGAUCAUUCCGUUACACACAUCUUAAGAACCUCGUUAUUCCAUUUGUAUGAACAGGCCUGACCAACCCCUAACACACACACACACACACACACUACAAAUCCCUUCGUAUGAACAGGACUCAUUAGAACACACCCUAACACACCUCUGGAGGUGUCUCUAUAAACAGGCUUUGCCAGGAAGACUUUAUAUUAACAGACCUGCUCAUCACACACACACCCAGCUGAGGAACCUCGUUCAGAACAGGCCUGUUCGAUUUGUGAUGUUUUGCCUGGGCAUAAUCAUCCCGUAACACACACACACACACACACACACACAUAUGUGGCAUAGAUUUAUGAUAGUAUGAAUGAACCUCGCCAUCGUAGUAUUCCACCCGUGGAGCCGCUACACAAGUACACAAGGAGAUACCUGCACAUCACAUCACAACACACCUACAUGAGGUGUCUGGCCUGAGGAACCUGAAUCACUUGACACACUACCAGCAGACGCAUUGGCUCUAGCAAUGAGAAACCUAGUCGGGUGCCCUCCCACAGACACAGCCAAACCUCUCAGUGGUGAGCACUGUACAUGGUGAUGUACAUGUUUUGAUUAGAGGGGCACUAAUCCCAUGUUGUAUUGGAUUGUGCUUUAGUGACGCCACAAGAUUUUCUAAAUCUGAUCCACAACACAAACUGAACAAGUAAACAUGAAUCAAAUUCUGUUAGUGAUUCUUUCAGAAAUAGGCUUACCAUUUACUUCUGGUCUCUUGCUGUGUUUUAUUGCACUGUGGGAUAUGGCAGCACUGUUAAUCUUUUUCACCUCGUGCUACAUUAACUAAAUUUUUUGUUUUGUUUUUGCAUUUAGUAUGUUCUCCACACUCACAAGACACAAAUUAACACAGAACUGACGUGUUCGAUGGUGACGUUUUGGCAGACAGACCUGCAUUUUCUGUGCAGUGUGUGUUAAUACACCAGUGCUAGUGCACUAUGUAAACACACUAUUAAGUACAGUAGUUUUAUUUACUGCUAAUUACUCUAGCUUUGCCUUCACUACCUGCAACAACUUUCAAUUUUUAGUUUAUUAUUUUUUAUUUGGAUGGGGGGGGUGGGGGGGGUGGGGGGGGGGGGAUAACUUUUGACACUCAACAUUUGACAUUUUUUGAUGUAUUGAUAUACGCACUUUAUUAUCUGAAGCACCACCAACCAAACAGCUCAAGAUCAAAUUAGUGCAUUCCUAACAAAGUAACACGUUUUACUGUUUUCAUUUUGCUGCUGUUAAACAAAUGAAAACAUUUCUGGUGUAAAAUACAGCGUCUGUGGUAAAUAAACCGGCUGUAUUGGUUUUAUUUUAGCCAAAUGCAUGUGUAAUGUCAUGUGUGUAGUUUGUACAGUAAUU
Trichomycterus rosablanca is the source of this 2217-nucleotide messenger RNA. It is a transcript of the gene reep3a, whose product is annotated as receptor accessory protein 3a. Gene Ontology annotation, cellular component: endoplasmic reticulum membrane; cytoplasmic microtubule. The record is from RefSeq and is a predicted model, not a curated record. NCBI's taxonomy places the organism in Eukaryota, Metazoa, Chordata, Actinopteri, Siluriformes, Trichomycteridae. The transcript has 8 exons. Bases 28 to 774 code for a protein of 248 amino acids. Gene Ontology annotation, molecular function: microtubule binding.